Penicillium oxalicum is the source of this 1095-nucleotide messenger RNA. RefSeq lists its product as uncharacterized. The transcript is spliced from 4 exons. Gene Ontology annotation, molecular function: antiporter activity. Gene Ontology annotation, cellular component: Golgi apparatus. Bases 1 to 1095 code for a protein of 364 amino acids. The record is from RefSeq and is a predicted model, not a curated record. Lineage: Eukaryota; Fungi; Ascomycota; Eurotiomycetes; Eurotiales; Aspergillaceae.
AUGCGACAGAGCGAGGAACGUGAGGAGGCAGAGCUGGCUCUGCUCUCCGGGAACGAAGACUCGGCCUCGAAUACCGACCUCGAUGACCUCGACGACCUUGAGGCCAAUCGCAAAGACGAACCGCCCGCGACAAGCAACGAGCCGGUCGAAUAUCAGACCCCCACAGCCACCAAAUUCAUCUGGGUCACCUGCUAUUUUGGAUUCAGCAUGGCGCUGACCAUCUACAACAAAUUGGUCCUGGGAUCGUUCAAAGCACCCUGGCUCUUGACAUGUCUACACACCUCAUUCAGUGCCUUGGGCACCUUCAUCAUGCUCCAGAUGGGAUACUUUAAGCUGUCCACUCUCGGGCGCCGGGAACAUUUGAUUCUCGUGCUCUUCUCCGUCCUCUUCACCACCAACAUCGCCAUGUCGAACUUGUCCCUCUCCCUCGUGUCACUCGCGUUCUUUCAGAUCAUCCGCAACAUGGUUCCUCUCUUCACCGUUCUGAUCUAUCGAGUGUGGUUCUCUCGGACCUAUGCGACCGGCACAUAUCUAUCGUUGAUCCCCAUCGUGGUCGGAGCGGGCAUGUGUACGGUUGGUGAUUACCGUGCCUCCGUCAUUGGUCUCCUCGUCUCUCUGUUGGGUGUCAUUCUUGCGGCAGUCAAGACGGUCACCACUAAUCGUAUCAUGACCGGCUCGCUGUCCAUGCCCUCCAUGGAACUCCUCUUCCGAAUGGCCCCUCUGGCUGCCGUGCAGUCUCUCUUCUUUGCGAUCAUCUCCGGGGAAAUCCCAAUCUUCUUACACGCCAUGUCCGAGCGCAAUACCGAUGGCUCUCUCGUCCGGACCCUGGUCACUGUCGCAUUCAUUGUCGGCAACGGACUCCUCGCCUUUGUGUUGAACAUUGCAUCCUUCCAGACCAACAAGAUCGCUGGUGCCCUCACCAUCACCGUGGCGGGAAACCUGAAACAGGCCAUCACGCUGGCGCUGGGGAUCAUUGUCUUUGCCGACUUUACCAUCAACGUGCUCAACGGUUUGGGCAUCUUCUUGGUGCUGGCGGGAUGCGCAUGCUUUAGCAAAGUCGAGCUGGAUUCGAAACGGCGAGCAGCGGCUAAAUAA